This is a messenger RNA of Amphibalanus amphitrite, 7105 nucleotides long. Its product is annotated as mucin-2-like. The coding region runs from base 165 to 6128 and encodes 1987 amino acids. The record is from RefSeq and is a predicted model, not a curated record. The transcript is spliced from 3 exons. Lineage: Eukaryota; Metazoa; Arthropoda; Thecostraca; Balanomorpha; Balanidae.
CUUGUAUCUAUGCUAAUCAACACAUCAUAAUUCAAUCAUUUUUCUGGUUUUUCUUUAGACAUUGUUCUUUUUUUGGCUCACUACCUGAUCCUACAUUUUAAAAUCACUCGCCGAAUCACUGGUGAUGGUUAAAAAAUCAAGACAGCAUUCAUCCUCCUACCGCCAUGCUUCCUUAUGCGUUGCCAUAUCUUUUCUUUCCAGAAGUCCUCCCUUCAUCUCCUGGGUCAGCCGGCCGCGUGGAUGAAACCCCUCCUCACACCACUGAGUAUCAUGUAUACCACAAAUAUCCUGGACUUGACUUGACUAUGACGACUCAUGAGCUGCGACCGGCUACCCAUGCGAUGGACGGAGCUCCGCCGCCCGUCCUGACCCCGGACGCUAGAAGGUGGGAUGCUCAUCAUCUGCGUGAGACUUCUGAGACUGCGACCGGAGCCCCGCCGCCCGUCCCGACCUCUGACGCUGGAAGGUGGGAUGCUCUUCAUCUGCGUGAGACUUCUGAGACUGCGACCGGAGCCCCGCCGCCCGUCCCGACCCCGGACGCUGGAAGGUGGGAUGCUCUUCAUCUGCGUGAGACUUCUGAGACUGCGACCGGAGCCCCGCCGCCCGUCCCGACCCCGGACGCUAGAAGGUGGGAUGCUCUUCAUCUGCGUGAGACUUCUGAGACUGCGACCGGAGGCCCGCCGCCCGUCCCGACCCCGGACGCUAGAAGGUGGGAUGCUCUUCAUCUGCGUGAGACUUCUGAGACUGCGACCGGAGCCCCGCCGCCCGUCCCGACCCCGGACGCUGGAAGGUGGGAUGCUCUUCAUCUGCGUGAGACUUCUGAGACUGCGGCCAGAGCCCCGCCGCCCGUCCCGACCCCGGACGCUAGAAGGUGGGAUGCUCUUCAUCUGCGUGAGACUUCUGAGACUGCGACCGGAGGCCCGCCGCCCGUCCCGACCCCGGACGCUGGAAGGUGGGAUGCUCUUCAUCUGCGUGAGACUUCUGAGACUGCGGCCAGAGCCCCGCCGCCCGUCCCGACCCCGGACGCUAGAAGGUGGGAUGCUCUUCAUCUGCGUGAGACUUCUGAGACUGCGACCGGAGGCCCGCCGCCCGUCCCGACCCCGGACGCUAGAAGGUGGGAUGCUCUUCAUCUGCGUGAGACUUCUGAGACUGCGACCGGAGCCCCGCCGCCCGUCCCGACCCCGGACGCUGGAAGGUGGGAUGCUCAUCAUCUGCGUGAGACUUCUGAGACUGCGGCCAGAGCCCCGCCGCCCGUCCCGACCUCUGACGCUGGAAGGUGGGAUGCUCUUCAUCUGCGUGAGACUUCUGAGACUGCGACCGGAGCCCCGCCGCCCGUCCCGACCCCGGACGCUGGAAGGUGGGAUGCUCUUCAUCUGCGUGAGACUUCUGAGACUGCGACCGGAGGCCCGCCGCCCGUCCCGACCCCGGACGCUAGAAGGUGGGAUGCUCUUCAUCUGCGUGAGACUUCUGAGACUGCGACCGGAGCCCCGCCGCCCGUCCCGACCCCGGACGCUGGAAGGUGGGAUGCUCUUCAUCUGCGUGAGACUUCUGAGACUGCGGCCAGAGCCCCGCCGCCCGUCCCGACCCCGGACGCUAGAAGGUGGGAUGCUCUUCAUCUGCGUGAGACUUCUGAGACUGCGACCGGAGGCCCGCCGCCCGUCCCGACCCCGGACGCUGGAAGGUGGGAUGCUCUUCAUCUGCGUGAGACUUCUGAGACUGCGGCCAGAGCCCCGCCGCCCGUCCCGACCCCGGACGCUAGAAGGUGGGAUGCUCUUCAUCUGCGUGAGACUUCUGAGACUGCGACCGGAGGCCCGCCGCCCGUCCCGACCCCGGACGCUAGAAGGUGGGAUGCUCUUCAUCUGCGUGAGACUUCUGAGACUGCGACCGGAGGCCCGCCGCCCGUCCCGACCCCGGACGCUGGAAGGUGGGAUGCUCUUCAUCUGCGUGAGACUUCUGAGACUGCGACCGGAGGCCCGCCGCCCGUCCCGACCCCGGACGCUAGAAGGUUGGAUGCUCAUCAUCUGCGUGAGACUUCUGAGACUGCGGCCAGAGCCCCGCCGCCCGUCCCGACCUCUGACGCUAGAACGUGGGAUGCUCAUCUGCGUGAGACUUCUGAGACUGCGGCCAGAGCCCCACCGCCCGUCCCGACCUCUGACGCUGGAAGGUGGGAUGCUCUUCUGCGUGAGACUUCUGAGACUGCGACCGGAGCCCCGCCGCCCGUCCCGACCCCGGACGCUGGAAGGUGGGAUGCUCUUCAUCUGCGUGAGACUUCUGAGACUGCGACCGGAGGCCCGCCGCCCGUCCCGACCCCGGACGCUAGAAGGUUGGAUGCUCAUCAUCUGCGUGAGACUUCUGAGACUGCGGCCAGAGCCCCGCCGCCCGUCCCGACCUCUGACGCUAGAACGUGGGAUGCUCAUCUGCGUGAGACUUCUGAGACUGCGGCCAGAGCCCCGCCGCCCGUCCCGACCCCGGUCGCUGGAAGGUGGGAUGCUCUUCAUCUGCGUGAGACUUCUGAGACUGCGACCGGAGCCCCGCCGCCCGUCCCGACCUCUGACGCUAGAACGUGGGAUGCUCAUCUGCGUGAGACUUCUGAGACUGCGGCCAGAGCCCCGCCGCCCGUCCCGACCUCUGACGCUGGAAGGUGGGAUGCUCUUCAUCUGCGUAAGACUUCUGAGACUGCGACCGGAGGCCCGCCGCCCGUCCCGACCCCGGACGCUGGAAGAUGGGAUGUUCUUCAUCUGCGUGAGACUUCUGAGACUGCGACCGGAGGCCCGCCGCCCGUCCCGACCCCGGACGCUAGAAGGUGGGAUGCUCUUCAUCUGCGUGAGACUUCUGAGACUGCGACCGGAGCCCCGCCGCCCGUCCCGACCCCGGACGCUGGAAGGUGGGAUGCUCUUUAUCUGCGUGAGACUUCUGAGACUGCGACCGGAGCCCCGCCGCCCGUCCCGACCUCUGACGCUAGAACGUGGGAUGCUCAUCUGCGUGAGACUUCUGAGACUGCGGCCAGAGCCCCGCCGCCCGUCCCGACCUCUGACGCUGGAAGGUGGGAUGCUCUUCAUCUGCGUAAGACUUCUGAGACUGCGACCGGAGCCCCACCGCCCGUCCCGACCUCUGACGCUGGAAGGUGGGAUGCUCAUCAUCUGCGUGAGACUUCUGAGACUGCGACCGGAGCCCCGCAGCCCGUCCCGACCCCGGACGCUGGAAGGUGGGAUGCUCUUCAUCUGCGUGAGACUUCUGAGACUGCGACCGGAGGCCCGCCGCCCGUCCCGACCCCGGACGCUAGAAGGUGGGAUGCUCUUCAUCUGCGUGAGACUUCUGAGACUGCGGCCAGAGCCCCGCCGCCCGUCCCGACCCCGGACGCUGGAAGGUGGGAUGCUCUUCAUCUGCGUGAGACUUCUGAGACUGCGGCCAGAGCCCCGCCGCCCGUCCCGACCCCGGACGCUAGAAGGUGGGAUGCUCUUCAUCUGCGUGAGACUUCUGAGACUGCGGCCAGAGCCCCGCCGCCCGUCCCGACCCCGGACGCUGGAAGGUGGGAUGUUCUUCAUCUGCGUGAGACUUCUGAGACUGCGACCGGAGGCCCGCCGCCCGUCCCGACCCCGGACGCUAGAAGGUGGGAUGCUCUUCAUCUGCGUGAGACUUCUGAGACUGCGACCGGAGCCCCGCCGCCCGUCCCGACCCCGGACGCUGGAAGGUGGGAUGCUCUUUAUCUGCGUGAGACUUCUGAGACUGCGACCGGAGGCCCGCCGCCCGUCCCGACCGCGGACGCUAGAAGGUGGGGUGCUCAUCAUCUGCGUGAGACUUCUGAGACUGCGGCCAGAGCCCCGCCGCCCGUCCCGACCUCUGAAGCGGGAAGGCGGGCUGAUGCCCGUCAUCUGCGUGCGACUUCCGAGACUGCGGCUGGAGGCCUGCCGCCCGUCCCGACCCCGGACGCUAGAAGAUGGGAUGCUCUUCAUCUGUGUACAACUACUGGGGCGACGGUUGGAGCCCCGUCUCGUGUUUCCCCACCUACCUCUGAGACGGGAGUUUGUGGGUCAGUAAAAACCUCUUAUUCAACAGCACUGCCAACUGAACUGAUCGACAUGACGCCGUUCUCUGCAAGCGAGUACGACCUUAUGUCACCCACCUGCUCUACUUCGAGGGCUUCAGUCCAGGAUGCAGGGGACCAUGGCACAUGGACUUUUCCUGAGCACUUGAUGUGCAAUCAAACAGAGAUCACGGCUCCCGAGAACCACCAUUUGGAGGAGAACGAAUACGGAGAACAGGGAGCUGAGUCUGAUGUCAGCGACGGUGUUGAGGUGGCUCCGCCCCAGCACAGUUCUCAGUCGCGUACAUCUCAGUCGGCGAGGAACGGCGCAUCGUGCGGCGAAGUGCGGAAAAAAAAUGUUUGCAUAUAUUGCAAGCAAAAGAGAAAUCUGAUAUGGCGCCAUAUCAAGACGGUCCACCGUGACGAGAAGGAAGUCAAGGAUAUCCAGGAGUGUGAUUCUGAGCAGGAACGAAAAAUGAAAAUCACCGUGAUGAUCAACAAAGGCAACAUGGAGCACAACAAACUCGUCCUACAAAGGGGUGAAGGUGACAUGAUCUUGGGAAGGAAGUCGGACCAGGCGUCCGUGGACGACUACGUGCCAUGUCCUUACUGCUAUCUUUUUGUGGUUAAAACCAACAUGAUGCAGCACAUAAAACAUCACUGUGUGGCUCGCAAAACAGAAUGCCCAGACAUUCCCACGGUGCUGGCAGAGAGCCGGACGCUCCUGAGUGACGGCCAAGAAGAAAAUACUGGGUAUCACAAGGACAUAUUGUCUCGUAUGCACGACGAUGCAGUUACGAAGACCAUAAAGAACGAUGAACUCCUGAAGAAGUGGGGUGCCAACUUGCACGCGAAACUUGGAAGGUCGGGUUUUGCGCAGAUAAGCCAGCGCCUAAGGAUGAUGGGCGAAGUUGUCCAAGCAGCCGGAAAGAGCAUGCAAGAGCUGAUCAAUGGCGAAGGAUUUGAUACGGUUGUAAGUGCCACCAAAUCCGUCUGUGGGUUUGAGCAGGACAAGCUAAACGCCCACACGGGGCUGCCCACAUACAAAACUCCUUCAAAGGCCAUGCGGAUUGGAGGCGAACUACGACAGCUGGCUGCUCUCAAGAAGGGCAUUGCGCUGAUCAAGAAAGAAGAAAGCGAAGUGAAAGAUGCUGAGGCGUUCUUGUAUCACGUGGACCAAUUCUGGAAUGUGAAGAUCAGCAGCGUAGCGCUGAAGAACCGCGAGUCGAACAAGUAUGACAAGAAAGACAUGCUGCCCUUUACCAGCGAUUUGAAGCUUUUCACCGAAAAAAUGAAGGAACGAGUGAAAGAAAUGACAGAAAAGGGAAUACAUGGCAUGACAGACUAUGCAAGGCUGAGCAAAGCGGUUCUCGCCCGUUUGCUAGUAUUCAACAAACGCCGUCCUAAGGAGCUUAGCAGCAUCCUGCUGCAAUCAUGGAUCAACCGAGAGAUGUACAAACAAGAGACGGUAGAAGAAGUGAACAAGUCAAUGGGUGAAACAGAAAAGAAGUUGUUCAACGAGCUCGACGUCGUCAUGUCCCGCGGCAAGUGCGGGAACAAGGUCCCCACCCUGAUACCGAGCGACUGCGCGGCUCCGCUGCAGCUACUGGUAGACAACCGGGAGACGUACAUUGACAAGGAUAACAAGUAUCUGUUCGCAAACCCUCUGGCGAGGACUACAGGACACUACAACGCAGGCGUGGUGCUUAAAGAGCAGUUGUCGGACAUGGCACUAAACAGGGCAGAUCUCUUCCAUGCAACAAAACUACGGAAAUAUUGUGCUACAACGUCCCAGAUUCUAGAGAUGGGUGAAUUCGAUAUGGAGGUGCUCACCCGGCACAUGGGACAUGACAAAGACGUGCAUCGUGGUUACUACAGACUGUCAGACGCUACUCACGAACUGACGCGUGCCUCCAUCCUGAUGAUGAAGCUGGACGAAGGAUGCCUCUCAAAAUAUAGCGGACGGAGCCUGGAGGAGAUGCUCACUGAAGAGGACUUCGACGAGCCAGGCUCUGAAAAUGAGGGCGGUCCGGCUGAUGAUCGCCAAGAGGACGAUGAAGGAGGCCAUGAACAGCGGAAGAAGGACCGCAAAAAAAGUAAGUGAAAGGUUUGGCGCCUUACAUCGCCUGCAUCAGCUUUACGUGUUGCAUUAUUUUCAUAAACGUAUUGAAAUUUCCUGCAUUAAAUACCCUCUUUGUUAAAUUUGUAUACCUUUUUAUAUGCAAAGAAACAAUAAAUGUUGAUGGUUUGCCCCUCCCGAUUUUUUAGACUCGCUAGUAGAGGCACCUAUGUAUCUUGCGGCAAUGGCUAACAAACAAAGAAAACGGCAGACAAGGAAGCAUGAAGCACCAAGUCCAACACAUUCUGCCGUCCAAAGUCAAAACCCCACAUGUCAAUUUUGGGUCAUUUUUCGUUUUUUACACCAUUGUGACCAGCUUGCAAAGCUCUAUUUCAUGCCAUGAGGAUUUUUUUCAAAAACCAAAAAAAGCUUUUUGGGAGAGGAAAAACAAAUUUUGGAAUUCACACGUCUUUGAAAAGCACGGAAGUGACACAGUCAAAACCCACUACGUCGGCGAAAACCCACACGUCAUGGCUAACCUAUGUGCCAGUGACAAAAUCCACGUCGGUAAACCCAUAGACGUUCUUGCAGAUUAUGAAAUGCUUGCAACGUCAAAACCCAAUACGUCGCUACACUACACAAGGACGACGUGAGGGCUUUUGACAUGUGGUUAUAUGCUGUCUGCAUUGAGUUUAUCCUGUUCGGUCGCGAGGACGUAUGGGUUUUUGCCGUCUUUGAAGCAUCUUUAAAGCCGUAUCAAUGGACAUCAGUAUCAAAUGGACGAUUUGAGAUACGGAGAGUGGCACGACAUGCCUAUAGCAAGUCUCACGGUGUUGCCGAAUUCCGAAAUGACAGCAGGGGACGAGUUUUGCUGAAGUGGAAAGGAUGACGUCACUCAGUUGCUGGAGAGCUGAGGGCUGUUCACGGGCCCUGUGUGCGGUCGGACCGCACACAGCCUCCAAGCUCCGCCCACUGCGUCCCUACGUCAGCCUUCCGUCACCGCACACAGCGACCGCUGUGGC